UACGCGAGCGGUGUGAAGGCGGAGAAUAGUAGCGGGCUGAGUUGCGUCCUUCCGUGUCUUAUCGUCACCUUCACUUUUCCCGCCGUAUAUCUUCAACCUUCUGCCACCUUCAAAUCUGCUCUCAGACACCCUCGCACCCCAACAACAGUGACAACAUCAACAAUCUCCAUCGACACUCUGAUCCCACACACCAGCUUCACCAGCCAUCUUCAACAAUCUCGUCGCCAAGAUGCCUAUGAACUGGAACGACCCGGGCGUCCUCGAGCGUCUGUUCAUCGCAACACUCGCGUCCUUCGACAACAAGGUCAACAUCAGAGAGAUCGCUACUCUCUACGGCGGCGAGAUGACCUACGAUGCGCUUGAAAACCGUAUGCGCAAGUUCAAGAAGGCAGCCACCGCACUCAAGGACGAGGCCGGCGGCGGCGACAGUGCUGCGAAGAGCCCUGUCAAGACACGCGCGAAGAAGGGUAGUGCUAGUCCGACCAAGGGUGCCGUCAAGACCGGUCGCGUCACCAAGAAGAAGGCAGCCGCUACUCCCAAGAUCAAGCCUGAGCCGCUGCUUGAGGAAGACGAUAUGCAGGGUGUCGUUGAGGAGGACCUAGAUGGUGGUAACGAGGUCAUUGACGAGAUUGAGGAGGAGGUCUGAAGGGCUUAGGCUGGCUACUGAACACAUUUUGACCAGGCGAUAUGCGAGUUCUUCUCAUACUGCCGGUCUUACUUGUGCUACUGCACGCUUGCUUUUCGCCGCCUACGCGUACGCGCUGAGACGCGGAGACAGAAAACGUCAAAUUUAGUUCAUUCAGUGGGUGUCAUCG
This is a messenger RNA of Alternaria rosae, 815 nucleotides long. RefSeq lists its product as uncharacterized. Lineage: Eukaryota; Fungi; Ascomycota; Dothideomycetes; Pleosporales; Pleosporaceae. The record is from RefSeq and is a predicted model, not a curated record. The transcript is spliced from 4 exons. Bases 230 to 646 code for a protein of 138 amino acids.